Molecule: messenger RNA, 1092 nt
Organism: Penicillium atrosanguineum
Lineage: Eukaryota; Fungi; Ascomycota; Eurotiomycetes; Eurotiales; Aspergillaceae
Product: FAD-dependent oxidoreductase
Exons: 5
Coding region: 1-1092 (363 amino acids)
Molecular function (GO): FAD binding; D-amino-acid oxidase activity
Source: RefSeq, a predicted model, not a curated record
AUGCCGAAAAAUAUCGUCGUUCUGGGAGCUGGUGUGUCGGGCCUAACCACGGCCUACCUGCUAUCCAAAGAUCCGGUCAACCAGGUCACCGUGCUGGCGAAGCAUAUGCCCGGAGACUACGAUAUUGAAUAUGCUUCACCAUGGGCCGGCGCCAACUACAUGCCCGUUGGCAAGGAAGGUAGCAAGCAUCAGGAAUGGGAGCGGAACACCUGGGCCCCGUUGAAAGAGAUCACAGAAAAGCACCCUGAAGCUGGCAUCCACUUUCUGAAUACACUCAUUUAUAACCGCAAAAAGGACCAGGGGUCGGCUACCGGAGACUGGUUCUCAGAAUUGGUGAAGCCUAACCCGUGGUACAAGGAUGUUGUACCGGACUUUAAAUCUAUUCCGAAAGAGAAACUGAGUGGUGACAUGGAUAACGCCCAACAAUUCACCUCCGUCUGCAUCAACACAGCCAUUUAUCUCCCGUGGCUCGUGGGUCAGUGUGUGAAAAAUGGCGCAGUCUUCAAGCGAGCAGUUCUUAAGCAUAUAACUGAAGCUGCCUCAGCUCACCACACAGGUCAACCCGCCGACGUGGUAGUGAACUGCACAGGCCUAGCAUCCAAGAUACUCGGUGGAGUCGCCGACGGUAAGAUGUACCCUGCCCGCGGCCAGAUCGUGGUAGUCCGAAACGACGCCGGUUCAAUGUACUCUACUUCCGGAACCGACGACGGCCCAGAUGAAGCGUUGUACACGAUGACUCGUGCUAUCGGUGGUGGCACUAUUUUAGGCGGCACUUACCAAAAGCACAACUGGGACGCAUUGCCGGAUCCGAACAUUGCCAACCGUAUCAUGAAACGUGCAAUUGCAGUUGCUCCACAGCUUGUGAAGCCGGGGCAGGGAAUUGAGGGUCUUGAUAUUAUUCGCCACGGUGUUGGUCUGAGGCCACUGCGUGAGGGUGGUCCUCGUCUUGAGAAGGAUGAGGUGAAGGGUGUCAAGAUCGUGCAUAACUAUGGCCAUGGUGGCUUCGGAUACCAGGCAUCGUUUGGCUGUGCCAAUGAGGUGGUGUCCUUGGUUAAGGAAGUACUGCAAAGCAAGAUUCGGGCUAAGCUUUAA